AUGAAAAGGUUAACAAUCAUUCAUAGCAGCAGCAGCUGCUGCUGCUGUUUGAGCACCGCCAUUAAUUCGAUCGGCCGGUUUGCUCUGCGACAUCGAUCGUUCCCUUGCUCUUCUUCUUCUCUGCACUGCACCAUGCGCUGCUACCUCAUCAGAGCCUGCGCUCACUGCCUCGGCUGUUCCUCGGCUCCUCCUUCCACUGCAGAAGAUGAGGAGAGCCAUCCCCACGCAGACGCAGUGGAUAUGAUUGGUGGCUCAGAGAUAAUUAAUGGCGCCGGCGCAUCAAGGAUCAUUGGAACAAGCGCCGUAGGAGGAAGAAGAUCAAGAAGGCCAAAGCCGCCGCCAAUAAGUGAAGGACGAGGAGUACGGACCAACUAUGCUUCUGAUUAGUACUUAAUUAAGUAAUUGUUGCAUGGAUUGAAUUUUAAGCACAAUAAUAUAUAUUUGGCAUUUUUGGUAA
Molecule: messenger RNA, 457 nt
Organism: Zingiber officinale
Lineage: Eukaryota; Viridiplantae; Streptophyta; Magnoliopsida; Zingiberales; Zingiberaceae
Exons: 2
Coding region: 1-387 (128 amino acids)
Source: RefSeq, a predicted model, not a curated record